This is a messenger RNA of Anopheles coluzzii, 1772 nucleotides long. RefSeq lists its product as uncharacterized. NCBI's taxonomy places the organism in Eukaryota, Metazoa, Arthropoda, Insecta, Diptera, Culicidae. Gene Ontology annotation, molecular function: odorant binding. The record is from RefSeq and is a predicted model, not a curated record. The transcript has 5 exons. Bases 954 to 1772 code for a protein of 272 amino acids.
CAAAAUCCGGACACGCAUUGUCCAGGGGAAUCGUGCAUACUAUGGGCUUCACCGACAGCUGAGAUCCAGAAGACUUUGAGACCGCACGAAAUGUGAGAUAUAUCGCACAUUGAUUCGCCCGGUGGUCCUAUAUGGACACGACUCCUGGACUAUCCGAGCGGAGGAUGCAAGCGCUCUGGGCGUGUUUGGGCGACGCAUGGAGGAGAAGGAUGAACCAUGAGCUUGCUGAGCUGUACGGCGAACCUAGCAUCCUGGUGGUGGCAAAGGCUGGCAGGAUACGAUGGCUGGGGAAUGUCAUGAGGAUGCCGGACUCAUGCCCCACCAAGAAGGUGUUCGACAGCAAUCCCCAGUUCGGCAUAAGGCACAGGGGAGCACAGCGAACUCGAUGACUGGAUCAGAUGAAGCGAGACCUGUCGGAGAUCGCGUGUCUAAAUGGAUGGGAGGCUGCAGCCAGGGACCGAGCAUCCUGGAGAAUUGUUGUUGACCGGGCCAUGUCACAUCGACGUGCUCUAUUGUGAGUAGGCCAACAAGAGAAAGAGAGAGAGAGAAUAAAAGAAAGAGAGAAACUAUAGAAUAUGGUAUGAAUUCAAUGCCCCCAAAUAAUAUGCCUGUUUGUGUGCUUAUAUCCAUUGAAUGUCGUAGUAAGUAGUACUAGUAGUAAGCGGUGAUUGCCACCAACUCUUUAAAUGUAUGCACUCAUAACUGUAGCACUGAAUGAGAAGCUGUUAACGCACCACGCGAGUUACAAACUGAUACAAAAGCACGUGUCACUUCGUUGAUUGAUUGAUUACGGGGAUGAGUUACUAGCACGUUGCCGCGAGCACGCUUAUCGAGAUCACAUCCGGCGAUCGUUCCGCUUCGACAAAAAAACCGUCACACUAUAAAUGAGAUUAAUUUCCUCCACCGUGAAAACACAUCCCAUACAACAGUGACCGACUACGAGCCUUCGCGAAAUGUGCCACCGAGUGUUGUCUCUGUGCGGUUUCCUGCUGCUAGGCUUACAGUGUGGUUGGCAGACGCUAGCCGAGGACUGUAUGGACAUAAAGAUUUUCACCACAAAGGUUGCUUCCUGCUGUCAGCUGGAAGAAUUCCUAACUCUAAAGACGUACGGCAAUUGUUUGAACACUAUGGCCGAAAAGUAUCCCAAUUCAACUCUGGAUUAUUUGGUUUGUGGACUCGAUUGUACGUAUCGGGAGAUGGGUAUACUGACGGGUGUGGAUGACAUUAACGUGGAACAGAUCAGCACUAACCAAGCGGUGUACGGUGAGGCGUACCAGGAGGCGAUUGGCAAAGCCGUCGAUGCCUGUCUGGCACAGAGGGAUGAGUUUCGCGAGCAAGAGAAAUUUACCAAGUCGGAGUGUGUAAACAUCCGAAACAAUUUCCACCUUCCAAAAAGCAAUCGGAACUGCCGUACUGCUGCCAGACGGAACCACUCAUCCCGGAACACGUGUCGACGAAAUUGCUACCAGCAGUGCAUUUACGAGGAGCUGGAAGCUGUGGAUGGGUUGGAGAUACGGGUGGAAAAGCUGUACGCACUGGCGGAAGGAUUUCCCGCCGAUUAUCGGCACGCCGUCCAUCUGGCGAUCGAUGAGUGUGUCAAAAGACUUCGCAAGACAAGGCAUAUGUUCGAACAGAUGAACGCACAGUGCUCGCUGUUUGGCUUUGCAGUGGAUCGUUGUGUGCGUUUGCUGAUCUACGAAAACUGUCCCACCGCACGGUGGAGUGCUGCCGUUGCCUGCACUAAGAGCCGACAGGGUGUACCGUUUUGUUGA